This is a messenger RNA of Amoebophrya sp. A120, 3862 nucleotides long. The record is from the annotation of a GenBank genome assembly. Lineage: Eukaryota; Dinophyceae; Syndiniales; Amoebophryaceae.
AGGAGCCGUGUCAUCUGACGCUUGCACUUGCGGUAAACGAUCUUGUAAGAAGAGUAGGUCUUCUUGUUUUAUUUCAAUUGUUAUCUUCAUACAAACACAAACCCAAAGCGGCACGUGAUGUGAAUGCAUAUCUGACAGGUAUAUAAUCUAUAUUUGAGUCAUCCUCAUCUCCGCGGCGCAGAGGGGAAGAAGAAUCUGUCGCUUCUAAAAAGAUCAGCAAUUCACUGCACCAUGGACUACUACACGACAAGAACUGCGGAUCAGCAUGAUCUCUGGGCACCACCAGAAGACGCACCGUAUUGGCGCGUCUCCCGAGACUGCACCGAAUGCAGUCGCACUUUGGCAUGCUACGAGGCUUCGCCAAGUUUCAGCAGCGACGGGGCCGACAACAUCGCGCGAAGUCACCCCUUGCACGAAAGGGACCGCGGAAGAAUGCACGGGGACAGCUUUCGCCCGAUUAAUUUUGACCAAUACAAGAAGCUCACUGUGCAGACGCUGCUGUGCGAAUUCAAACCUCCUGCAGGAGCAAAAGCAUCUUCCGGGUCGUCCUCGUCCUCCUCCUCUUCUUUCUCCGGAGUUGUAGAUCCUCCUGCGAAACAAGAAGCCGGUCGAAGCGGGAUAAAGAAAACGACUCCCAGCAGCACCAUAAAACCAGCGACAGCAGGCCCGGAGGAGCCCACGCGAGGACCACCGGAGGAAGAGAGACCAAGUAGACGGAACAAGCUGAUCAUUCCGGAAAAACGCGAUUUCGUUGAAGUUGGCACGUCUUACUACGACACGCUCGCGCAGUGCUGCUACCCGGAGCAGAUGGAGCGUGACGGGAGUAGCAAUUGCUACUAUUUGGAGUCCUGCUACCAGCUCAAGUACAGCAAUUGCGAGAAGUGGCUCGGUUUACCCACAGCCACCGGCAUCAGCAUCGACGCCAUUCCGCAAAACGUGGAGAUGCUGCCCCGAACCUCGAACAAUUUCACGAAAAUCGCGAAGCCGGUAGCCGGAAGAGCGAUGGACGUGGCGGAGCGGGCGCGCGUGGACUUUCUGCGAAAGGACCACUUGCGGGACAAGGUCUUGCAGUUCUGGGACAGCAAGGGGUGGCUGGUCCCGUGGGACAUCUGCUACAACCAGGCCGCUCAGAAUAUGGCGUUCUCAAUCGUUACAUUCUCAACUGUUACAUCGAUUUGUAAUGCAAGAACGGCAAAACUAAAAGGGGUGACCUUGCGCGUAUUGCAUGACAGAUUCGGCGCAGAUUCUCAGCCUGUGUGGCUCUUCGAGAAUUUGUCAUGCGAAGCAGCUUGAUCGUGUCAAUUCUGAUUGUAAUUUUGCAUGACAAAUCACGUAACAGUUGUGAAUGUAACAUUUGAGAACGCCAUACAGAAAAAUCGCGUUUGGGAGCAGGAUUUUACGGAUCCUUGCUUUCUCGACUGGCUUUACCGCCAGGAGAACCCAACUCUGGCGGACUUUUUGCCACACAAGAAGAAGAAUUCGUGCGCGGAUGAAAAUAGUACCACGACCGGAGGUAAUGGUAACAGUAACUCCAGCUCCAGGGUAACGCGGGCGGAUAGCACGACAGCGAGCACGACCGCGGAAGGUGGGAGCUCCACGAGGCAAAGUGUGGACAAUUUGAUAGAGGAUGUCGAGGCGGUGGCCGCUGGACGAGGAGGGCCACAGCAGCCAGAAACAGAAUGGGGUACAGAAAGAUUUUUGUGUUUGUGAUUUACUGUGUGUCAGGGCGAUCAUGCAGUAGUUUCUCGCGGCCCCUGAUUUGUUUCCUCAUUGCGCGUUCACGAUUUAGUUUUGCAGCCCUGGUUCUUGUGCAGGACUUCUGAUCAUGAUGAACUACUGCCUUCUACAUUUGCGAAGCCACGGAACAACGAAACAUAGGUGUAGAAGAAGGCGACGAUCACGAUACGCAGGCGAAGAUGAACAUCACCACCUCCGGCGCCAAAGUAGAAGAACCUCGAGAUCUUCAUGAAGGCCCCGCCUCGCUGCUGCACGAUGUGCCGAAAGAAGUCGCGGAGCAGAAGGUAGCAGAGUGGCGAGAAAAGGACGAAGCGGAGAAAAAUAGCACCCCGUUGCCGGACAACCACGUCUACCUCUACGGGCUUUUGCCUGAAAAAAUGCACGAGAUGCGCAAAGCGGAGGAGACGGCAACACCUUGCGCCGAGCACGGAGUGCCCAACUGCAAAAGAUGCUCCUUCGUUGGGGCCCGCACCUGCGCGACGUCGUCGAUCAAUGAGCCCACCAAGUACCUGCUGGAACUGCUUUCCUACAACAACAUGCUGCACCUGCUGAAGCGGCAAACGGUGGAAACCGAGGCUCUGUCCUCGAUUUUACGGAGGCACAAAGUGCUCAUGGUCGACACGCUGCUACGCAAUUGCGAAAAAAGACCAGUGUCGAGGACGCAGUCGCAACAAGGUCUGCGUGAUAAUGUGAUGUGAAGACUUGUUUUUGCCUGCUUAAGACAUCUGUUGAGCAGACAUGUAAGUAUUGAUUUGAUUUCGGGCUGCAGCUCUUCUCUUUAUCCGACAAAUAAGCGUAUUUGUGUUCUUGCCCAUACAUAGUCAACUGCUCCUGCAAAACGAAAACUCGGCGACUGCCACCUUUGCUGGACUGGUUUAUUUUUCAACCACUUGCAUAAGCCAAGUUGGAUUUGGAAGGUGCGGAUGGUGAAAUUCUGCGGGAUUUGAUGUGGAACCAUUUUCAGAAGUUUGGCCUGCUCUCCCUGCCGCGCUUGAUCAUUUUCGAGGCGAACGCCACCAACUGGGCCGAGGCGCAGAUGAUUAUCCUGAGUAAAAACGUACCCACACCAUAGUCAAGAUGGGGAAUCGGCUAGACAAGUCCACAAGUUUUGGCUGUUUUGCAUGACAAAUUUGCAUUCGUAGUGUAGUGCGGUUUGAGCUAGCUCAGCAGCAUCACAGAUCUAGCAUACCAUGCUGAUUGGAGCAUGACAAAUUGCAAAACACGGCUAGAAAAUGCUUCUCAUGGGGCUCCGCAUGAGAAACAUUUUCAGCAUGCAGAUUUGCAUUACAACUCUGGUGUGGGUACGUUUUUACUCAGGAUAAUGAUGUUGCAGUCCCUGGAGUCCUGGUUUGGGUACAAAACCCAAGACUUCUUCUACCAGGGAAUGCGCAAAUGCCACCCGGCUAGUAUCCUGAGUAAAAACGUACCCACACCAGAGUUGUCAUGCGACUUUGCCAUGACAGGAACAUUUGUGAUGCGCAACCCCAUGACAGGCAUUUUCAAUCGUGUUUGGGAAUUUGUAAUGCUGUAAACAGGAGCAGCAGAUCGAUUUGUGAUGCGGCUUUCCUUGCUAACUUGCACUACCUUACGGACUGAAACUUGUCAUGCGUGACUCACAAAACUCCUAGGCUUGUGUUGCAAAAUCCCCAUCCUGACUCUGGUGUGGGUACGUUUUUACUCAGGAUAGCUAGCGCGGGCCAGGUCUCGGACAUGAAGGUGGAGCUACCGGAGGAGGUGGAGAGGGUGAAGCAGAAACUGUGGGAGGAGGUCAUCUAUCACAUGGAAAAAAUGUCUGGGUCUGGAAGAAUGCAACUUGUGAUGCUGCAUUUGGAUUCCAAAAGAAUUUGUGUUGCGUGAGUACCUAAGGAAAGGCAAUUUUUGCUACGCUGAGAAGGCAUUUGUCAUGCGGAAUACGCAUCAAGAAGCCCUCAAAAAAUCUGUAUUGCUAGGGGAUGCAUCACAGACAUCAUGGCUCAUGCAAGACGUGCGUGACAAGUGUCAGAAUCUUCCAGACCCAGACAUUCUUACAGUUGAUAUCAUCCAGGUGUUUCACACGCUGGAGGAGCAAGAGCAGCGGCAGAUGAAUCGAGCGAAGGAACAGGAAAAAAGGAAAAAUUUUUUAUGA